Marmota flaviventris (yellow-bellied marmot) is the source of this 1803-nucleotide messenger RNA. It is a transcript of the gene Pcyt1b, whose product is annotated as phosphate cytidylyltransferase 1B, choline. Gene Ontology annotation, molecular function: choline-phosphate cytidylyltransferase activity; phosphatidylcholine binding. Gene Ontology annotation, biological process: CDP-choline pathway. The record is from RefSeq and is a predicted model, not a curated record. Lineage: Eukaryota; Metazoa; Chordata; Mammalia; Rodentia; Sciuridae.
GAAGAGACGUCAGAGUUUAUGAUUGGCCAGGCUGGCGUGUGAAAUAGAGGAGAUGUCGUGCCACGCUUCCGAGUAUGAUGCUCCUUUCAGCCGAGUACCCCGGGUGUGGACCCUGACUGCACCUGCCCCAUUUGCAGAUGAAACGAGCUGCCAGUGCCAAGCACCCCAUGAAAAACUGACCAUUGCUCAGGCCCGCUUAGGAACACCAGUUGACAGGCCUGUCAGAGUAUAUGCAGAUGGAAUAUUUGACCUCUUUCACUCAGGUCACGCAAGGGCACUUAUGCAAGCAAAAACACUGUUUCCCAACAGCUACUUGUUGGUGGGAGUUUGCAGUGAUGAUCUCACCCACAAAUUCAAAGGUUUCACUGUGAUGAAUGAAGCAGAAAGGUAUGAAGCUCUCAGACACUGUCGCUACGUGGACGAAGUCAUCAGAGAUGCUCCAUGGACCCUCACACCAGAGUUUCUGGAAAAACACAAGAUUGACUUUGUGGCUCAUGAUGACAUUCCGUAUUCUUCUGCUGGUUCUGAUGAUGUUUACAAGCAUAUAAAGGAAGCAGGAAUGUUUGUUCCAACCCAGAGAACAGAAGGCAUCUCAACAUCAGACAUCAUCACCAGAAUUGUCCGGGACUAUGAUGUUUAUGCCCGACGCAACCUCCAGAGAGGGUACACAGCCAAGGAACUGAAUGUCAGCUUUAUAAAUGAAAAGAAGUACCGUUUCCAGAACCAGGUGGACAAGAUGAAAGAAAAGGUCAAGAAUGUGGAGGAAAGAUCAAAGGAGUUUGUUAACAGAGUGGAAGAAAAGAGUCAUGAUCUAAUUCAGAAGUGGGAAGAGAAGUCAAGGGAAUUCAUUGGCAACUUCCUAGAACUGUUCGGACCUGAUGGAGCAUGGAAGCAGAUGUUCCAGGAGAGGAGUAGCCGGAUGCUACAAGCCUUAUCACCCAAGCAGAGCCCUGUGAGCAGCCCAACCAGGAGCCGGUCCCCUUCCCGCUCCCCGUCACCCACCUUCUCGUGGCUUCCGAUCAAAACCUCACCUCCCUCCUCACCCAAAGCAGCCUCAGCCUCCAUCAGCAGCAUGAGUGAGGGGGAUGAGGAUGAGAAGUAAAGGUGGCUGGCAGGCAAGAGCCACACCACACAGGAGGGGGAGGGGCACUGGGGAUGCCUGGGUGGUGUUUGAAGGGGAAGAAUCAUGGGAGCUACAGCUCAAUAGGGAGGCCCUGAGCUCUGCUAAGGGAAGGUUGAUCUGUUCUCCCUCAUCUUCCACAUGGCCCAGCUGGGCUCAGCAUGGAGGUUUCCAGCUGGAGAACCUCCAUAAACCUUCUUAGCAUCCUCUAGAAUCACUCUAGUUUAACCUUGCUAAAGAGAGGAGCAGAGCACCCCAGGGAGACUUGCACUGAGUAGGGUGACUUCUGCUUUUAUCCAUGCCCCCAUCCCCAUCAAGUAAACUACCUGUGGAAGUGGCUGUUUCCUCAACCUGCUACUUUUGGCUCUUUAAAGGGCCUUGCACGUUGCCUCCUACCACCCAAGCUCUGCCAGAAUAAAUUUGUUUCCAAUAGAGGUGGCAAAGUGCUUCCGAAAUAGUCAUGUUAAAGACAAAUUCCAGUCUUCUCAGUGCAGCCACUAAGACCUGAUGUGGCAACACAUCCAAUCUUUCCAGUGCCAGGACCAUGGCUCAGAGCCAAAACCUUGCUUUGGAUCAGAUAUAAAAGGUGAUCUAGUGUGAACCCUAACUUCUCACUCAGAGGACAGUGUUGGCAAGGAGAAUUCCACCUAAGUCCUGAUGUGCUCCUGGCUGUACUUUCUCAU